Messenger RNA from Brassica napus (rape), 2753 nucleotides. Its product is annotated as protein trichome birefringence-like 16. Gene Ontology annotation, cellular component: Golgi apparatus. The coding region runs from base 791 to 2524 and encodes 577 amino acids. Lineage: Eukaryota; Viridiplantae; Streptophyta; Magnoliopsida; Brassicales; Brassicaceae. The record is from RefSeq and is a predicted model, not a curated record. The transcript has 5 exons. Gene Ontology annotation, biological process: plant-type secondary cell wall biogenesis; xyloglucan metabolic process; xylan biosynthetic process. Gene Ontology annotation, molecular function: acetyltransferase activity.
CACGCUUCGCUCGUUUCGAUCUGAUCUACUCGUUUCGUCUCUCAUAAAACUGUAUAUGGAAAAGUUUCCUUUCGUGUUGCCGGGUGUUAAUGUGAAUCUCCUUAAUUAGUAAUAUUGAGGAGAGAUUAGUUUAGUUGCUUUCUGACUUGGGGAUCAAAAGAUCAAACCUUUCUUGUUCUGUAGUAUUGCCUCAUUCUCUAUAACUUUGACUGAAUCAACCAAUUCAAUUAAUGUGUGUUUUCUUUACCAGUUUUAGUUUGUAUGGAACAGUGUUUUGGUAGGUGGGAUUUGCUAAUUUAGCUAUUUGUGUAUAUGAUUUACCCAUCAAAUUUGACUCUUAAAUGAUUAAACUUUUUUUUUUGACCAAAAAAUGAUUAAACUUUUCUUUCUGGAUGCACUUUUGGUGUCUCCUGUUAUGGGAUCAGUGUGCAAGGAUGUGUUUUUUUCUUCUAUUGCUAAAAGUGCAUCCAGAAAGUUUUCUUGAUCUUAUAUGGUUUGACAAGGAAUCUACUACUAAUGAGAUGUAAGUUGGUGAUCACACUGAACAUCGAGUUAGCUGGACAUAUUAAGGCUUCUUGAUCUAUAGUGUGAAUGAAAGUUUCUCUGGAACGCCUGAGAAGCAUAUGACCCUCCAUAGAAAUAGGUAGACAUCUCCUAGUUGAUUGUAGCUUCUAUUUUUGGCUGACAUGUGUAUGUAACUAAGCAGUCUAAAGCUGAUAAGACAAGUGUUUUGAUGGGUGGUGAUGUGAUUUUUAUCAUCUUUCUUGUAAUCUCUUGUUAGGUUGACAGAAUGAAAUCUAGAACAGCUCAUUUAUUGGAAUUUUUUUUUAGGAUGAAAAGAGGAGCUCUUAAACGGAGUGCUAGGCAUAUCUCUGUUGUACUUGUUGUGCUUGUUUGUGCAACCGUCGGCAUAUGGACAUGGGAUAGUAAUCCAACCACGGCCUUUCUUCCACCUGAAAGUCGAAUUUUAAAGCUGGAAACAGUUGCAGAAGAAAAGGCUGAGAAAAUACCUACGGCACAGAAUACUGAAACUAAAGAUAGCUACUCAUCAGCUACACCCUUUGUAAACAAAGAGCAAAACAAAGAGGAUCAGACCGAUAAUAAAGAUACAGAACAAAAACAGAAACAAGUGGAAGAAGUUAGUGUCAGUGAGACGAAUCAAGGGAAACCAUCACCUAUUGAAGAAAAGCACCUAGAGCGAGUGGAACAUGAGGUUAUUGUAAGUGAGCCAAAACAUCAGAAGACACCAACUAGUGAAGAAAAAAAUCUAGAACAAAUAGAACAUGAAGUUAUUGCAAGUGAGCCGAAACAUCAGAACACACCAACUAGUGAAGAAAAUAAACUAAAACAGGUGACACAAGAGGUUUUCGUUGGUGAGGCCGAACCAAAUACAACACAUAUUGAAAACACUACUUCAGAUCCAGAGAAUAAAACUCUUGCAACAGAAGAAGCCAAGAAAGAUAAUGGUAGUACUUCAACCGCUUCCAUCGUCAAUCAAGCUUGCAAUUACGCAAAAGGGAAAUGGGUUGUGGACAAGCACCGUCCUUUGUAUUCAGGACGUCGUUGCAAACCGUGGCUUGCCUCUAUGUGGGCGUGCAGGUUAAUGCAACGCAAAGACUUCGCCUUCGAAAGGCUAAGAUGGCAACCUAAAGACUGCUCUAUGGAAAACUUUGAGGCUUCCAAGUUCUUGAGAAGGAUGCAGGACAAGACCCUAGCCUUCGUUGGAGACUCGUUAGGAAGACAACAGUUUCAAUCCAUGAUGUGUAUGAUCACAGGAGGCAAGCAAAGACUCAAUGUCCACGACGUGGGACCAGAGUUUGGAUUCAUAACUCCCAGAGGCGGAGCUCGUCCCGGUGGAUGGGCUUAUAGAUUCCAAGAAACCAACACAACGGUCCUAUACCACUGGUCAUCAACCCUCUGCGACAUACAACCGAUCAAAAUCUCCAACCCUUUAACCGAACACGCCAUGCAUCUAGAUCGCCCACCUGCGUUCUUACGCAAUUACCUUCACAAGAUCGAUGUCUUGGUGAUGAACACGGGCCACCACUGGAACCGAGGGAAGCUCAACGGCAACAGAUGGGUGAUGCACGUGAACGGCGUCCCCAACGCUAACAGGAAGCUAGCCGCUCUUGGCGACGCCAAGAACUUCACGAUCCACAGCACUGUGAGUUGGGUUAGCUCACAGCUCACUAACCAUCCGGGUCUUAAGGCCUUCUACAGAAGCCUCUCCCCGAGACAUUUUGUGGGAGGGGAGUGGAACACGGGAGGGAGCUGUAAUAACACGACGCCAAUGUCUAUCGGGAAAGAGGUUUUGCAAGAGGAGUCUAGUGAUUACAGCGCGGGACAUGCGGUCAAAGGUACGGGGGUUAAGCUUUUGGACGUAACGGCGUUGUCUGGUGUUAGAGACGAAGGGCAUAUAUCGAGGUUUGGUGUCUCGGCUUCGAGAGGAGGUCAGGAUUGUCUCCAUUGGUGCUUGCCUGGUGUUCCUGAUACGUGGAAUGAGAUCCUUUUCGCAAUGAUAUAAUGUUUUUGCAUCAGCAGAGAAAGGGGUUGUGAGCCUUUUUGAUAGCUUUUUAUACAACAUUGAGGUAGUAGGGCCUGAGAUGUAAGUUAUAGUAUUUAUUCUGGUACAGGACUUACAGGUAAACAACCAUACCCUGGCUUUGUCAGACCAUGUUUACAGAACAGAACCUAACUCAACUUUUUGUCCUUUUUGAGUCGAUUAAUAGAAAUUUUUGGAAAUUUAUGUUCUG